Triticum turgidum subsp. durum (durum wheat) is the source of this 1440-nucleotide messenger RNA. NCBI's taxonomy places the organism in Eukaryota, Viridiplantae, Streptophyta, Magnoliopsida, Poales, Poaceae. The record is from the annotation of a GenBank genome assembly.
AUGGCGCUACCUCCUCGUCUCCUUCUGGUGGCCCUUCUCCUCGUCGCCCUCACCGGAGAGGCGGACGCCGUGGAGUCUCUGGGGUUGCCGCCGCCAACUCCGUACCUCGCCGGCAAGACCGCGCAAGACUUCCGGCACGGCGCGAACUUCGCGGUGGGCGGCGCGACGGCGCUUGACCCGGCGUUCCUGCAGAGCAGAGGGAUCACAUCCUUCGUGCCGGUCGCUCUCAGCAACCAGACGAGCUGGUUCAACGGUGUUUUGCAGCUUCUCGACUCCACUGGCAACGGGCAGCGCAAGAUCAUGGCGAGCUCCCUCUUGUACCUGGGAGAGAUCGGAUUCAACGACUACUCUUUCGUCGCCGUCUUCGGCAACGGCACCGUGGGCCUGGCGCAGAGCCUGGUGCCGCACAUCGUCGGCGCCAUCCGUUCAGUCCUGACCGACGCGAUCGGUGUUGGAGCGCGGACGAUGGUGGUGGCGGGGAUGAUACCGAUGGGCUGCGAGCCGGAGCUGCUGGCCAUGCUACCCGGCGGCGGGGGCGACUACUACGACCGGGCGUCCGGCUGCAUCGCGCGGUUCAACCAGCUCGCCCAGCUGCACAACCGCGCGCUGAAGCGCAUGCUCUGUCAGCUCCGGCGAGACCACCCCGGCACGGCCAUCCACUACGCCGACCUGUACCGCCCCAUCACCGCGGUCGUAUCCUCGCCCAGAAAAUACGGUGCUGCAUGUCACAGCCUUUCCUCUCUCCAGUUGAUCCGCAUGCCAUCGGCUUCGGUUCUAACUAAUGUAUGGUUUUCCUUGGCGCGCAUGGCAUGUAUAUCUGUGGCAGGCUUCGGCGACAUACCCUUGGCAGCGUGCUGCGGCGGCGGCGGCGGGCCGUACAACUUCAACUUCACCUUCUUCUGCGGCACUCCGGCGGCAACCGCGUGCGCCGACCCGUCGAGCGACAAUGUCGACUACUGCAAUGAAAUGGUGUGCAGCGGGGAUGUGGUCGGGCCCAACAAUUGCACGGGCCUCAUACUCUACGGAUUCAAUGUCACGAGGAGGGCGUCAGCCAACUCAACCAACUCAUCCAGGAAGACAUCGUACCGGCCCCAGAGUUCCUCAACUCCAUUAUCCAGAGAUGGAGGGUCGUGGACCUCCAACUCAAAACCGAAGAGUCAUGGCUCAGGCAUAGUCCCUAGGGCGAUGGGGGUGGGAGGCACGUGCUCUGGUACGACUGGGUCGGGCGCAGGCUGUAGGGUGAUGGGGGCAGGCUCUAGCACGAUGGUGCUGGAUGACGCAGGCUUUGACACAAGAUUUGCUGGGGUAUAUAUGGUACCUCUCGCCGGGAAUGGGUGCCUUGAUAGCCGAACAAGCACCUUAGGAAUGGCUCUACUUGAUAGUGGAUGCAAGCGGGCCAUCGUCCUGGCCAUGGUCGUCAUGCACAUCCAAAAACAAUAA